AUGUAUAUGUGGUGGGAUAGUGCGUCGCAGGCUUCCGCUCUUGCAAAGCCUCUAAGUCAACCCCUUGCUACCGCUCCCACAGUAGCCGGAGCAAAUGCGCCAGCCAUACCUUGGAGACGUUCUGGUGUGCGACAUACCUCAAAUGAGCUGUAUGUUGACAUAGUCGAGUCUUUAUCAGUUAUAUUUGCCCCCUCUGGCAGGCCAAUAUCAGCACUGGUACAUGGUACCAUAGUAUUCACAGCAAAGAUAUCAGGAGUGCCAGAUUUGCUUCUUUCCCUAAGUGCUCCUGGGGGUCAAAGAAGUCUUGCGCAUAAGAUUGAAUUACCUGUGUUUCAUCCUUGUGUCCGUCUGGCACGUUGGAGAGAAAAGCCAGGCGAGCUAAGCUUCGUGCCCCCUGAUGGGCGGUUUAUAUUAGGGGGAUACGAAGUCAACCUGCUCCCUGUUAAUCCUGAGGAUGACAAUCCGCCUGCCCAUAUGGAAAGGCUAUUCCUUCCUGCUACAGUGGAUAUUAAGAAAGGCCUUGGUCCUACAGGAUCAAAUUUUGAAGUGCGACUAACAUUAAAUAACAGUUUUCCAGGGACUUCCUCAAGGAGCGGAGGAGGUGGAGCUGGUAUAGGUGGGAAUGGGGGAAUGGGGAACUCGAUAGGUCGUGGAUCUGGAACAUCAACCCCUUCUUUCUUAACUAUCGGCGGUAGCUCGUCGUCUCCGAGCCUAGAUGAUGUAGUGGUGACAGUUCCCAUACCACCAUCGGUGCGGAACAUUACUGAUAUCCAGCCGAGUCGGGGAGAAGCGACCUUUAUGCCAGGAAACGAAUCUUUAGAAUGGCGCGUGCCUACCAGAGAGAAGGACGGGUCAAUCUCUGGCACAGCCACGCUAAAAGGAACCAUACUCGGACCCCUUCAUGAGCUUGAUGAUGACGAAAUAGUUGAUGGAGAUGGUGAAGAUCGUACUCGACGAUUAACUUCGAACCCUCUCAGAGGAUAUUAUGACGAGACCUUAACUGGGGGCGCAAGCUAUCAAGAUUCAGGGGCAACGAUAGAUGAUACUACCCAACCGGAGAAGACUGAAGGUCUAUCACCAACAGUCAAACAAAUGCGGAAAAAGCAGGCCAAUGCCUUAUUAAUGCCCUCAUCGGCCUCGGUAUCGUUUUCUGUGCGCGGCUGGCUACCCAGUGGUAUACGUGUUGACUCUUUGACUGUUGACUCUCGAAGAAGUCGAGGUUUAGGCGAAGGGGUCAAGCCCUACAAGGGUGUCAAAUAUAUCUGCGUGAGCAGGCAAGGGGUUGAGACUAGGUGUUGA
Trichophyton benhamiae CBS 112371 is the source of this 1299-nucleotide messenger RNA. RefSeq lists its product as uncharacterized. Lineage: Eukaryota; Fungi; Ascomycota; Eurotiomycetes; Onygenales; Arthrodermataceae. The coding region runs from base 1 to 1299 and encodes 432 amino acids. Gene Ontology annotation, cellular component: clathrin adaptor complex; cytoplasmic vesicle. The record is from RefSeq and is a predicted model, not a curated record. Gene Ontology annotation, biological process: intracellular protein transport; endocytosis. The transcript has a single exon.